Messenger RNA from Leptosia nina, 546 nucleotides. The record is from the annotation of a GenBank genome assembly. Lineage: Eukaryota; Metazoa; Arthropoda; Insecta; Lepidoptera; Pieridae.
AUGGAACUUUUUAAAUCAUUACAGCUAUUGGUAUUACUGUCGCCUGCGCUGGCGCAGUAUGAAGGCUACGGUCUGGAGGACCACGGGCUAGAGGGCUACGGAGGGUAUCACCAUGCCCCCCUCGUGCACCACGCCAUACAGGAGCAACACAACGAGGAGUACGACUUGGACUAUCAUGCGCAUCCUAAAUACUCAUUCGACUAUUCAGUGAAGGAUCCCCACACGGGGGAUGAGAAGGAACAUUGGGAGACGAGAGACGGAGACAAAGUCAAAGGCUCCUACACGGUAAUGGAAACGGACGGAACGAAACGGAUCGUGGAAUACGAGGCGGACGACAAGAACGGUUUCAACGCGAUCGUCCACAGAAUAGGACAUCCCAAGCCCGAACCGAUCCAGGAGUACGUCGCCAAGCCAGUCUAUGAACCCCACUACCAGGAAGAGUACCAGCAGUACGAAGGGGGGCUUUAUGCCCAUCACUGGGUACGAACACGGACACUGAUAGCUAUAGUCUGUUGGGAUCUUCAAACCAUAUCGGAAUAUGCAUAG